AAUGACCACUGUGUUGCAAGAAAAUUAGGGGAGGAGUUUGCAAGAGCAACCCUCAGAAAGGUGGGAGUUGAAUACAAGUAUAUGCAAUUUGGAGUAGAGAAAACAGCAAGUCUUUUCAGAGGUCAUCUUUAAUUUCUAAAGCUUGGAAAUGACAAUGCUGAGCCUCACCACAGGGUUUCUGCUGUGGAUGUGUUGUGCUAUACAUAAAGCUUCUGCAGGAGCAGCGUGUGAAGACCCACCUCUCGUUGAGUUUGGCAAAAUUGUUAGUGGCGUUAAAUCAGGAUAUGAGGAAAAUGACAGAGUGCAAUACACAUGCAACCCUGGAUAUGCUUUAUCAGGAUCAGAAUGGGUAACAUGCCAUGGAAAAGUCUGGAUGCCUGGGCCACCUCAGUGUUUGGAAAUACCAUGUGGAAGGAUUCCAGCAGUUGCCAAUGCUGUAUUUGAAGGCAGGAAUAAGGAAAAGUAUGAGGCUGGUGAAACAAUUCGCUACCAGUGUCACGAAGGAUUUCAGGUCACUGGUCCCCCUGAAAUAUUUUGCAGAAGGGGAAAUUGGUCAACACCACCGUUCUGUGAAGAUGUCAGAUGUGAAAACCCACCUGAAAUUCUCAAUGGUCAUAUUACCAGUACUCAAAAGGAGAAAUAUCUGCCUGGUGCCAAAGUGCAUUAUGAAUGUGAAAUUAAUUCUCAAAUAAUGGGUGUAAAUUAUGUCAUUUGUUCAGAUGGACACUGGACACAAGUGCCAAGUUGCAGAGAUGUGACGUGUGAACCUCCUCCAGAAAUUGCUGGUGGAAAAGUUCAAGGUAUUAAAAAGCCAAGGUAUUUGCCUGGGGAGACAGCUCACUAUCAGUGCUGGCAAGAUUUUCAGAUGACGGGGGCUUCCACCGUAACAUGUCAGAAUGGGACCUGGACAGAGCUGCCCCAGUGCAAAGUUAAUGUUCUUCCAGGGGAAGGUGGAAAAUGUGGCCCACCUCCAGAUAUUGAAAAUGGAGACAUCCUUUCCUUCCCAUUGCCAGAAUAUGACCAAGGUCAAUCUGUGAAAUACAAAUGUGCAAGUUUCUACAUCCUGGAAGGACCUGAGCAAAUCACUUGUACUGACGGGCAGUGGACAAAUCCCCCGAUUUGCUUGGCGGCUUGUACGGCCUCUGAAGAAGAUAUGGACAGAAACAACAUUGAGCUGAGAUGGAGAGGAGAAAGAAAGCUGUACUCGACAUCAGGCGAUUUCAUUGAAUUUGAUUGUAAAGUAGGCUAUGUGCAGGACCCAGCAUCUUCCCCAUUCAGAGUGCAGUGUAUGGACGGGACAUUAGAAUACCCACGGUGCAAGCGAGGAAGGAACUGUAUAUUGAGUGAGGCAGAAAUGAAGAGGAACAAUAUUAAACUAAGAUGGUCAAGGAAAAGAUCUAACACAUAUCGGUCUAAGGAGACUAUUUUGUUUACAUGCCUUUUUUCCUACCAGGAAGUCUCAAACCCAGACGAUUUUGAGGCUCAGUGCAAGGAUGGAGUGAUUAACUACCCCCGAUGUGAAUGGUAUUUUGGAUAAAUGGAAAGGGCAUGAAGGAGCCCAGCUGGAGAAAUGAAAGAUCCUUUGACCAGCCCAGUGAUUUGAGCUCAAUUUUCCCAGGAGUUUCCUGUUUCAUUGUGCUUUCUUUGCAGUUUAGCCAAUGUUCUGUGUUGGAAUUUACCUUUACUUCUUUUUUUUUUUUUUUUUUUUUUUUUCCUUUGAAUAGUUGGAUGAUGGUUUUUACACUUAACCAGUUUUGUAAAGGUAUUUACAUUUUAUCCAUUCAAAUGACUGUACUUCCUUCUUACUUGUUCUGUAUUGAUGUCACUGUUAUUUAAUUAACAUUUACAUCCUGAAGUAGGCUGGCUUUGGUGGCAUAGUGAGACAUGAAUUAAAGCGUGCAGCUGAUUUGCUCAUCA
Messenger RNA from Oxyura jamaicensis (ruddy duck), 1917 nucleotides. RefSeq names its product complement factor H related 1 (gene CFHR1). The record is from RefSeq and is a predicted model, not a curated record. Lineage: Eukaryota; Metazoa; Chordata; Aves; Anseriformes; Anatidae. The transcript is spliced from 9 exons. Bases 149 to 1537 code for a protein of 462 amino acids.